CCAUUUCGUGGCGGUGCUGCAAGUGGCCGUUUCGCACCGACUUGCUGUGACGACAGCGGACAAACCGCUGUUUUGGUUUAUUUUAUGUUAUUUUAUUUUUUCUCGUUACAAUUGGAUAGCUACAAAACACCCAACCUGAUGGAAGCGGCGCUCAAUUCGUCUCAUCAAAGCUCCGCGGUGGGGCUGUCCUGCGGUGGGAUGGACCCGCACACUAGCACCGGCAAGCGCAUCCGCAAGCCCUCGCUGCUCUACGAGGACUUCGAAAGCCCCUCGCUGCCGCACGCCAUGCCGGCGGGUCCGCCUGCCCCUCCGCAGCCCUCCGUCAGGGACCCGUUCCGGCUGGGCCGCGCCACCAACCAGCUGCAGUACCUCCAGAAGACCCUGCUCAAGUGCCUUUGGAAGCAUCACUUUGCGUGGCCCUUCCACGAGCCAGUGGACGCUCACAGGCUCAAUUUGCCUGACUACCACAAGAUCAUCAAGCAGCCCAUGGACAUGGGCACCAUCAAGAAGCGCCUGGAGAAUAACUUCUACCGCUCUGCCAGCGAGUGCAUCCAGGACUUCAACACCAUGUUCACCAACUGUUAUAUCUACAACAAGCCGACCGACGACAUCGUGCUGAUGGCACAGUCCCUGGAGAAGGUCUUCCUCCAGAAAGUGGCUCAGAUGCCUCAAGAUGAGGUGGAGCUGUCCGCGCCUGCCCCCCGCAAGAAGAGCAGCCAGGGACGCGGCCGCAAGACGAGCCCCAUGCGUGCGCAGCAGGUUCCCGCCGUGUCGCAGUCUGCCUACUCGCCGUCCUCCUCGGACACGGGCGAGUCCAUGCUGGCCAAUUCGCCGCAGACGGUGCUGACCAAGAGCCUGCCUCCGGCUACCAUCAUGGGCCUGCCUCCCACGCAGCCCACCACAAAGAAAAAGGGCGUUAAGCGCAAGGCGGACACCACCACUCCGUCCACCAUGGGCUUGACGGUGGGCAUGUCGGCGGAGGGACACGGACACAUGGUGGGCUUGGGCAAGGGAGGCCACGGCGGGCAGGUCCAUGAAUCCCCCAUGAACACCAUCUCCUGCAUGGGCACCAUGACCCUGGAGACGCCGGCAGGCAUGGGCCUGGUCCACAGCCCUGGCGGGCCCAUCCUGCUGCAGCCCAUGAUGUCGGUGGUGGGGCGGCGUGUGGGCAGUGGGCGUCCCAUCAAGCCGCCCAAGAAGGAUCUGCCAGACUGUGUGCAGCUGCAGCCAUUGCGAAAGGGAAAGCUGAGCCCGGCCUUACGCUACUGCUGCGGGCUGCUCAAGGAUAUGUUCUCCAAGAAGCACGCCGCCUACGCCUGGCCCUUCUACAAACCCGUGGACGCCGCCGAGCUCGGCCUGCACGACUAUCACGACAUCAUCAAGUGUCCCAUGGACCUCUGCACCAUCAAGAGGAAGAUGGACGGUCGCGAGUACCGUGAUGCACAGCAGUUUGCUGGCGACGUACGCCUCAUGUUCUCCAACUGCUACAAGUACAACCCACCCGAUCACGACGUGGUGGGCAUGGCCCGCAAGCUGCAGGAUGUAUUUGAGUUCAGCUUCGCCAAGAUGCCCGACGAGCCGCAGCUUGACCACACCGCCUUGUCCCUGAGUUGCCACCCCACGUCCUCCUCCUCUUCCUCUUCUUCCUCCUCGACCUCCUCGUCAUCCACGUCCGAGAGUGAGCCCAGCAGUGAGAGCGAAGAGAGCAGCCCCAGCUCGGACAGUGAGGAGGAGCGAGCCCACCGGCUGGCCGAGUUGCAGGACCAGGUGUGCACGCAGCUUCGAGCUGUGCAUGAGCAGCUGACUGCGCUCUCCCAGGGCCCCAUCGUCAAGCCCAAGAAGAAGCGUGAAAAGAAGGACAAGAAGGAGAAGAAGAAGCACAGGAAGCCAGACAAGCGCAGUCGCGCAGCCAAGAACCGAGCGGGGUCCGAGGAGUGGACCAUGCCCACUAAAAUGCUCAAGAGCAAAGCGUCACAGGGCAGCGCAUCGCAGCUCAAGAAGAGCCAAACUAAGAAGAGCAGCAAGAGCAGCAAGAGCUCCAAGAAGCCUUUCUACCCGCUGUUGCCGGCUGCCAUGCUGCCGCACUACGACUCUGAGGAGGAGGAGGAAAUUGUGCCCAUGACGUACGACGAGAAGCGGCAGCUGAGCCUGGACAUCAACAAGCUUCCGGGCGAGAAGCUGGGUCGCGUGGUGCACAUCAUCCAGUCGCGGGAGCCCUCGCUGCGCGACACCAACCCCGAGGAGAUUGAAAUCGACUUUGAGACGCUCAAGCCGUCCACACUGAAGGAGCUGGAGCGCUAUGUCAUGACGUGUCUGCGGAAGAAGCCGCGCAAGCCCUACACCGACCAAGCAGUGAAGAAAGGCGGUGUGGUCAAGUCCAAAGAGGAGCUGACCCUGGAGAAGCGUCUGGAGCUGGAGAGGAGGCUCCAGGACGUCAGCGGACAGCUCAACUCGGCCAAGAAGCCUGCCAAACCUAAAGCGGAGAAGGCCAACCCCGCCGAGGCCCACGUGCAGCCCUCGCGCCUCAGCGGCAGCAGUUCCAGCUCGGACUCGUCAUCGUCCUCCUCCUCCUCGUCAUCCUCGUCCUCAGACACCAGUGAGUCAGACUCCGGCUGAGAUCUUUGCGGCUAAAAUAGAAAAUAAUAAUAAUAUAAAGAAGAAGCAACUCAGGGACUUGGGCUGGCCCAGGACGCGUCACUCCCUGAAAACGGACUACUGUAUUGAACUCCUUUUGAAUGUUAGACUUGAAGGAUGUGUGGGGACAAGAAAUAAUUGAAAUAGAACACUUAAUGCCUUUGCUUUCUCCCGCUUGCUUUUGUUUCGUUGUUUGUAAAUAACAUGUACAAAAAUGUAUGUUUCUUUUAUAAAGAAAAAUUUUAUGAUUAUUUCCACCACCCAGAGAAGGAUGUGGUGCAAGUCUUCUUUGGAUGUAUUUAUUUAUUUGAAAACUCGACAAAUGUUUUUGGCUAAUCCUCAUUAUCUCCCUCCUCUUCCCUUUAUGGACCCUGCUUUAUCUUCAACACAUGUCGAUGAACUGUGUAAAAGCUGCUUGAGCAUUUAUUUGACAUCAAUCUUAAGGUCUAUGUACUAGUAUGCCCUUUGUCCUCGCUAGUAAGAAAAUUCAGUGUGACUAGAGCGCAGAACAACUCUGGCUUACUAGUGUAAAAAAAUUCUACUAUUAAAGGACAACUUUGGCAUACUAGUAGGACAACUACAUGUUACUAGUGAGGCAAAACC
Phycodurus eques (leafy seadragon) is the source of this 3237-nucleotide messenger RNA. Its product is annotated as bromodomain-containing protein 3-like. Gene Ontology annotation, biological process: regulation of DNA-templated transcription; chromatin remodeling. The coding region runs from base 85 to 2616 and encodes 843 amino acids. Gene Ontology annotation, cellular component: chromatin; nucleus. The record is from RefSeq and is a predicted model, not a curated record. The transcript has 12 exons. NCBI's taxonomy places the organism in Eukaryota, Metazoa, Chordata, Actinopteri, Syngnathiformes, Syngnathidae.